CAGGGCGCUGGGAGCGCCAGUGAAUGUAGCCCCGCAGAGCCAAUGAGCUGGGACCGGAUGCGAUAUAUCCUCUGGGACAACAACUGCUCUGUUCCUCCUCAGAUCCACAUGACGCCAUUUACUGCUGCUUUUGCAGAGAGAUCACCCUACCUCCUCCGGAAAGAAAAAGAGAGAGAGGGAGAGAGCGAGCGAGCAGAAAAACGCCGAGCCCCUACAGCUCACAUCUCAAAUCUUCCUCCUCCUCCUCCACCUCCUCCAAACACACAACAACAACCACCACCACAAAUCCGCUGCGCUCCCAAAACACCCCCCCCCCCCCGAUUGCAAACCACAGAGCUGCCUGCAACACACACACGCUCGCAGAGGGAGCGAGAAAGCUAGAGGGAGAGAGGGGAGAGGAGCUUGCAGCCAGCAGCUUCUCAGCAGAACGGCUACAUUGCACAAGCUGCUUUUUUGGAGGAGCUCAGUGGAAGAAAGCGCUGGGAUUUUAUUUUAGAUCCACUUUAUUUUGCUUUCUUUGGCUUUCCCCUUCCUCUUGAUCAUUUGCAACAACAACAAAAAAAGUGACUUGGUAUUGGCGAUUCGGCCUCCUGUUCAUUGAGGAAAAAAAAGGAAAGUGUGUGUGUGUGAGAGAGAGACUGGGUGAUUUCUUUUUAGGAGCAAAGAAAACCCACCCCGAACCGGAGAGGUGUUUUUAUCAUUAUUAUUAUUAUUAUAGUAUAUACGCGCACACACGUAUUUAUAAUCGAUCCGGGGAGAGGGACCUAACUUUGCUCUGGACUUUUUUACAUGGUGAUCAUUCUUACUCUAAUUUGCAAGUUGGACUAAAGCAGAGUUUGGAAAAGAAUUUUUUUUUGCUUUAGGGCUGGAUUUAUUUGCAAACCGCAGGAAGAAGAAAAUACAAGAGAGAGAGGGGUUUGGUGCAGCGCCGCGAUCACGAUAGUUUCAGAGGAGGAAAUGUCUACUUAGGCUGUUGGUUGCAACUUUUUAUAUGGCAAAGGCUUUAAUUUGAAGAAAACAUAAGCAAUGCUUCAAGAUAAGUUUGCAAGGCCUUUUUUUUUUUUUUUUUGGGGGGGGGGCAGCAUGACAUACGCUCUGUGUCCAAAACCAGGAUUUGGCAAUAUUUAAAAUAGGUGGCUACUUUUUUUUUUUCUUUUUUUGUUAAAGAAAAAGCACUUGGGAGGGGGGAGGCAGGAGUUAAAAGGUUAAAAGUUUUCCACUGCUGUUAGAAUAAAGACAGUGUCUUGAGAUUUUCAUUGUUAAACUGUUUGGCUAUAUUUUAUUAUACUGCAAGUAUAGUAUUAUUGCUGGUAACUGAUGUGUACAGAGUAACACUAUGGUGCUCUUUCUAGGUAUAAUUGAAGACAUUGUGUGGUCCUUGUAAGAAGCUUGGUUCCUGCUUGGGUUUUAAUUGUAAAAUAUUGUUCUGGAUUUUUGUAUAGGAUUUCAGAUGUGUUCUAAGCCUGCCGGGGUGAGCACGCUUCCAGGCACUGAUGGAGACGAGAGCUCAGCACGGCAGUGGGUCGCAGGCCUUGCUACAGGCUCGGCGUGACAGUGGGAGACCGCACGGGGAGCCCGACCUGCGGGAUGUCCUGAUGCAGCAGGUUCACGUCUUGUCGCUGGACCAGAUCAGAGCCAUCCGAAACACGAAUGAGUACACGGAGGGACCUACGGUGGCUCCGCGGCCGGGGGUCAAGUCCGCUCCUCGGCUAGCGACCCAACCCAAAAAUGAAAGGCCCCAUGGCUUGCCCGAGCAUCGUCAUUUCAGCCGGAUUCAGCACACGCAGACGCACGCCUCUCCUCGGGCGCCUCUGUCCCGGUCCAUCAGCACGGUCAGCACAGGUUCGCGGAGCAGUACAAGGACAAGUACGAGCAGUAAUUCGUCCGAACAAAGACUUCUAGGAUCAUCGUCGGGGCCGGUUGCCGAUGGGAUAGUCCGAAUGCAGCCCAAGUCUGAGCUCAAGUCAAGUGAGCUGAAGCCGCUGAGCAAAGAAGACUUGGGAGCGCACAGCUACAGGUGUGAGGACUGUGGAAAGUGCAAGUGUAAGGAGUGCACUUAUCCGAGGACCCUCCCAUCGUGUUGGAUCUGUGACAAGCAGUGUCUUUGCUCAGCCCAGAACGUGGUCGAUUACGGGACUUGCGUUUGCUGCGUGAAGGGCCUCUUCUAUCACUGCUCUAACGAUGACGAGGACAACUGUGCUGACAACCCCUGCUCCUGCAGUCAGUCGCAUUGCUGCACUAGGUGGUCCGCCAUGGGUGUGGUGUCCCUCUUUCUGCCUUGCUUGUGGUGUUACCUACCAGCCAAGGGUUGCCUUAAGUUGUGCCAGGGCUGUUACGACCGGGUAAAUCGGCCUGGGUGCCGCUGUAAACGAUCCAACACCGUCUGCUGCAAAGUUCCCAGCGUCCCCCCCAGGAACUUUGAAAAGCCAACAUAGCAUCGCUAGCCAGAAGUACUAAAGUAACAAGGUUUCUUUUAACGUACAUAUGCAACCAACUAAGCAGCUAUGGUCCCGGCACUGUAGUAGAAGGGUUGGGGAUAUACUUUGCUGUUUGCAGUGAAAUGCUUUUCUCUGUGUGUGCCAUCUUAACUGAUACGUUAGUUAGAAUCCAGCUAGUGGCAUACAGAAAAAAGAAAAAAAUGGGAUGCAGUACAUUGUGACCCACAUAUUGCAUAAGCUAAAGCAACACAGACACUCCUAGGCAACUCUAUUGUUUGUGAAUAGUACUUGCAAAAUUUGUAAAUUAGCAAAUGACUCGUUUUUUCAUUGUUUUCUGCCAGAGAUAAUGUGCUAUAUUUUUGUAUAUACAAUAAUAUUUUCAACUGUGAAAAAUAAGUGGUGUCAUAAGACAUGGCACAGUCACAAAAUAUUAUACUAAUAUGUUGUACAUUCGGAAGAAUGUGAAUCAAUCAGUAUGUUUUUAGAUUGUAUUUUGUCUUACGGAAACCUUCUAUUACAAGACUCUGAUUUCCCUUUGGACUUCAUGUAUAUUGUACAGUUACAGUAAAAUUCAGCCUUUAUUUUCUAAUUUUUUCAACAUAUUGUUUAGUGUAAAGAAUAUUUAUUUGAAGUUUUAUUAUUUUAUAAAAAGAAAUAUUUAUUUUAAGAGGCAUCUUACAAAUGUCACCCCUUUUUAUGAGGACGUCAUAGUUGCUGCAAAUAAGGGGUGAACGAUGCAUAUGUUCACUAUAAAAUAGAAAAUAUAUUAACGUUUGAAAUUAAA
Messenger RNA from Aquila chrysaetos chrysaetos, 3222 nucleotides. RefSeq names its product sprouty RTK signaling antagonist 2 (gene SPRY2). The record is from RefSeq and is a predicted model, not a curated record. Lineage: Eukaryota; Metazoa; Chordata; Aves; Accipitriformes; Accipitridae. The transcript has 3 exons. Gene Ontology annotation, biological process: multicellular organism development; animal organ development; negative regulation of MAP kinase activity. Bases 1494 to 2435 code for a protein of 313 amino acids. Gene Ontology annotation, cellular component: cytosol; membrane.